AAUAUAAUGAAUCAUUAAUAAUCAAGUUAAUUGAUAUAAAAGUAUGCUAAGAAUCCAUGGCAUCAUGUACAUUAUGGAAGUGAUAGUCCUAAGUAUAUAAUAAUAAUAUUGGAAUAGGUUUUUAAAUGCUAUAAUAGAGAUAACAAAAGGAAGCAAAGCUAAAUAUGAGUUAGAUAAAGACAGUGGUUUAUUAAAAUUAGAUAGAGUAUUAUUUUCAGCUGUUCACUAUCCUGCAAAUUAUGGAUUUAUUCCACAAACUUAUUGUGAUGAUUAAGAUCCUUUAGAUAUUUUAGUUUUAUGUUCAGUUGAAAUAGAGCCUAUGUGUUUAGUUGAAGCAAGAGUAAUUGGUGUUAUGCAUAUGGUUGAUUAAGGAGAGAUUGAUGAUAAAAUUAUAUCUGUAGCUAAAAAUGACGCUUCGUAUUAAGGAAUUAAUGAUUUGAAAGAUCUUCCAAUGCAUACAACUUUGGAAAUCUAAAGAUUCUUUGAAGAUUAUAAAAAACUUGAACAUAAACAUGUUGUUGUAGAAGAAUUUAAAGGAAAAGAAGAAGCAUACAGAAUAAUUGAAGAAAGUAUUAAAUUAUAUGAAGAAAAGUUCUUAAAGAAUUUAUGA
Paramecium sonneborni is the source of this 610-nucleotide messenger RNA. NCBI's taxonomy places the organism in Eukaryota, Ciliophora, Oligohymenophorea, Peniculida, Parameciidae. The record is from the annotation of a GenBank genome assembly.